UGACGUGCCUAUAUGAAAGUUAAGGUGCUCAUUAUAGGGGACGUUUGGUUCUCUCUGACGCGCGCUCCGGUCCUCUGACGGCAUCCCCCCCUCUUAAAAGAAUCCCAAAGUGUCCAGAGACCCCACCAGCACCAGCAGGACCGAUUCUGACAUUUUUAUUUCACCAGACCUCGCAACGCAAGUGGGGAGCGAGGAUUCUUCUUCAUUUUAACAAACCUGACAUCGUGAUGAUACCUCUUCUCUUAGAGUAUUUCAGCACAUGACUGGACUUUUUUAAGGUCUUCAUGCCUUCCAGUUCCUAGCAGGAGAACACCGCAACAAUGACCAUCCAUGUGGAGGGACUUGUGGCUAUUGCUAUCUUUUACCUGCUGAUCCUGGUCGUCGGCAUCUGGGCGGCAUGGAAAAACAAGCACUCUGGAGAGGCGGAGGGCACCGACCGCAGCGAAACCAUCAUGGUCGGAGGGAGAGACAUUGGGUUGUUUGUCGGAGGAUUCACCAUGACAGCAACCUGGGUUGGAGGAGGCUACAUCAAUGGCACAGCUGAGUAUGUGUAUCUUCCAGAAUAUGGUUUGGCUUGGGCUCAAGCCCCCUUUGGAUAUGCCCUCAGUCUGGUUGUGGGUGGCCUGUUCUUUGCAAAGCCCAUGCGCUCUCGUGGUUACGUCACCAUGCUGGACCCAUUUCAGCAGCUGUAUGGAAAACGCAUGGGUGGCCUUCUCUUCAUACCUGCACUUAUGGGAGAGAUUUUCUGGUCUGCUGCCAUCUUGAAUGCACUUGGUGCUACUCUGAGCGUCAUCGUGGACAUCAAUAUUAAGAUGUCAGUCAUUAUAUCUGCGCUCAUUGCGAUCUUUUACACCCUGGUUGGAGGACUUUACUCAGUGGCCUACACCGAUGUAGUCCAGCUCUUUUGUAUAUUUCUUGGCCUGUGGAUCAGUGUCCCUUUCGCUUUGACCAACCCGGCGGUGUCAGACAUCACUGUUAGUGCAGUGAAGAAGGUUCAUCAGGCUCCUUGGAAAGGCAGCAUCAACAAAGAUGACAUAUGGGUCUGGAUCGACAACUUCUGCCUCCUGAUGCUGGGAGGAAUCCCCUGGCAAGUGUACUUCCAGAGAGUUCUAUCAGCCUCAUCUGCCACCUAUGCUCAGGUCCUCUCCUUCCUGGCUGCCUUUGGGUGCCUUAUCAUGGCUGUGCCCUCCGUUCUCAUCGGAGCUAUCGGAGCUUCCACAGAUUGGAACCAGACAAGUUAUGGCAGCAUUGCUCCCAAAGAUAAGGAUCAGGCCGACAUGAUUCUCCCCAUUGUGCUCCAACACCUUUGUCCGCCAUUUGUCUCUUUCUUUGGUCUGGGUGCCGUUUCUGCGGCUGUCAUGUCGUCUGCAGACUCCUCCAUCCUUUCAGCAAGCUCCAUGUUUGCCAGAAACAUCUACCAGCUAGCUUUCAGACAGUCGGCCUCUGAUCGAGAAAUUGUUUGGGUGAUGCGAAUCACUAUCUUUGUAUUUGGCGGUCUUGCCACCAUGAUGGCGCUGGUUACUGGCACAGUUUAUGGCCUCUGGUACUUGAGCUCAGACCUUGUUUACGUCAUCAUCUUCCCCCAGCUGCUCAGUGUGCUGUUCGUCAAAGGCACCAACACGUACGGCUCAGUGGCUGCUUACCUGUUCGGUUUGGUGCUGCGCAUAGGUGGAGGUGAACCGUACCUGAGGCUGCCUCCCUUUAUUUACUACCCCGGCUGGAUUAUUGAGAAGCAGAUACACCAGGAAACAGGAAUAAUUGAGGAUUUCGUGAAGCAAAGGUUCCCUUUUAAGACUGUCUCCAUGGUGGCUUCCUUUGUGGCGAACUUCAUUUUUUCGCACCUGGCAAAGUACCUGUUCGAAAGUGGUAAGAUUUCCCACAAAUACGACUUUCUCGACGCUGUGGUGUCCAGGCACAGUGGAGAAAUAAUGGAUAAGACAACUCUUGUAACCCGUAGUAACAACAUCGGGUUGUCAGAAAUGGCGCCCGUCAGACCACGGCUGAGUGUGACCUUGGCAGCUGCCUUUACACGCCGCGACACACUGCCAACAGAAACUGUCGAGGAGGAAGACGAGGAGUCCAGCCCUGACUCAUCCCACCAUAAUGAGGAAUGAUGAAGCCUGGAAAUUAUUUGAAAACAAAAGGAAAGUCGUACUGAACUGUCUAUCAUCAAUCAUCAAGCCACAAACCUAGGAAUUCUUGGAACGAUAAAAGAACUUCCACAUCCUGACCGACUGGAUAACGUGUCAGGAGUUUUAGUGUAGCAGCUUGCUGAUUGUCCAGACAUGAGCUGUCUUUCUGUGAAGUAAAGCAACACACACUCACACAUGCACUCCUAAUAUUUGUAGUUAGUUGGUUGUAAUGUCUGUUUACCUAUAUUAACUACUAAAAAAGAUGAGGUCAACCUAAAGUUACAAGUAAAAAAAAAAAGAUCAAAUAUCCUUAAUAUUUGGCUGUUCAUAGAAAGUUAAAAGACAUGACAGACGGCACAAUCAACAUUAUGUGGAAGAAAAAACACUUAGUCAUGCUUUUAGUCUUGUACUGUGGUUUUAUUGUUUUUGAAACAGCAGAAAAUGAUAAGUAAGCACUGGCAUAUCAAUUUUAUUUAAAUGAAUAGAGAGCCAUUCAUCCUUUUGCAUAACCAAUUAUAAUAUUUAUAAUUCUGUGAAUCAAGAAAAAAAAAUCUACGCAUCAUGCUAAAUGUAUAAGCAGUAAUGAUGGUAGCUGACAUUUAAGGUACAGCCUGAUCUUCUCUUUGACCAUCAGAAAUAGAGACAGUUUUAAAGCAUUGGUGUAACUUCGUGUUUAUCAAUUAUCUUCCAUUGAACUGCCUUAAUGAUCUUAUUAAAGAAAUAUUUAGCCGUUCUGACCAGAAUCUGGUCAGACUGCAAUACAAAAGGACUUGAAUGUAAGCUCUGAUGAAGCGCAGAGUAUAUAGAUGGGACAGAAUAUUUGCUGCUGAUGAUUCUCUUCGGUUUGUGUUUUGGCAAAGUUUCGCCGUUGCAGGACAAGGUGCCUCUGGCUCGCAUUUUGGUGGUGUUUGAUUGGCAAGAGGGGGAUUACAUUCUCUGUGAUGUGUUUAUUUGUAUAUAUGUGAAGAUACAAAAAAAAGAAGAUGCAGUGUGAGGAAAAUCAUAUAGGUAACUACUUAAAUGUUUAUUUAUUUUUGAUGUAAAAAGAGUGAAGAAGAAAUAAAAUGGGGAAAAAAACUGACAUUUGUGAAGUAAAAGGUGCUUUGAUUCAA
This is a messenger RNA of Oryzias latipes (Japanese medaka), 3244 nucleotides long. It is a transcript of the gene slc5a7a, whose product is annotated as solute carrier family 5 member 7a. The record is from RefSeq and is a predicted model, not a curated record. Gene Ontology annotation, cellular component: plasma membrane; axon; perikaryon. NCBI's taxonomy places the organism in Eukaryota, Metazoa, Chordata, Actinopteri, Beloniformes, Adrianichthyidae. Gene Ontology annotation, molecular function: choline:sodium symporter activity. Gene Ontology annotation, biological process: transmembrane transport; choline transport; neuromuscular synaptic transmission.